UCAUGUUAUCCAAUCAGAGCAGCUUACCCUAAUAAGUAGUUUUUGACCCAAUAGUAAAGAAGGACAUCAUGAAUUAUUAAUAAGGAAUUUCAACUCGGUUGCUGUUCACGAGGAGUAGAGAGAAUAUUUGUAACCACCCCGAAACAGCAGAAAUGGCGACGGCAAUAUACCUUGAACAUUACCUUGAUAGUAUUGAAAAUCUGCCAUGUGAACUCCAAAGAAACUUCACAUUAAUGAGGGAACUAGAUAGUAGAACUGAAGAGAAGAAGGGGGAGAUUGACAAGCUAGCUGAAGAGUAUAUUGCAAAUAUCCGGAGUCUGGCAUCUGAACAGAGGGUGGAGCACCUGCAGAAGAUUCAGAAUGCCUACAGCAAAUGCAAAGAGUACAGUGACGACAAAGUACAACUUGCCAUGCAGACAUAUGAAAUGGUGGACAAACACAUCCGAAGACUUGAUGCAGACCUUGCACGAUUUGAGAAUGAGCUGAAAGAGAAGUUGGAUGUCAGUGGCUAUGAGAGUCCAGAUAGUCGGGCUCUAAAGAAGGGUGGAAGAGGACUGAAAGAGAAGAGAGCCACAAGAGGCAGGGGAAGGAAAGGGUCGGAUGAGGAAUCGCCACGGAAGAAAAAGAUAAAAAACAGUCCUGAAUUUGGUGACUCACUGUUGUCAGUUCAGCCAUCAGACGUCUUGGACAUGCCAGUCGAUCCUAACGAGCCAACAUACUGUUUGUGCCACCAAGUCUCAUACGGAGAAAUGAUUGGCUGUGACAAUCCUGACUGUCCGAUUGAGUGGUUCCACUUUGCCUGUGUUGACCUUACCACGAAGCCGAAAGGGAAGUGGUUUUGUCCACGUUGCACCCAGGACAAGAAGAAAAAAUGAAACGUAUAUUUCUGAGGCUAAAAGAUUACUUUUAUAUAAACUAUAUAUAUUAUAUAUUUAAUAUAUGUAUUUUUGUUUAUGUAGGAAAAUAGUGUAAUAUAUAUAUAUAUAUAUAUAUACAUAUAUACAUAUAUACACACACUCAGAUGGCAGUUUAUGAGGUACACCUAGCAAAAUGCAGUCUAAUACGACAGUCCUGCAAUAAAUCCCCCUUCAUGAUUGUUAUAAUGUUCAGUUUAUGUUUAAACAGUUUAAGAGAGGUGGCCAUUCAACUAUAUGAUCAUUUUGGACUAUGUCAUUUGCGGUGCUGUUACACUGUAUUAUAUUAAGCACAAAGGUGUUUCUGUUAUUUAACCUAGCCUCACUGAUUGAAAUGGGGUUGUCAAAAUAAUAGAAACACGUGUCAGUACAACGCAAUACGAUUAAACAGCACCACAUGCUGCAGCCUCCAAAAAGAACACAACAGCUCUCUAAAAUAGUUUAAACAAAAGACUGAAUAUUAUAACCUCCAUGAUGCUAGGUUUUAUUGCAGAACUUGUGUAUUAGACUGCAUUAGUUUAAGGCCAGCUUUUCCGAUAAAUUGCAACUGAGUGUAUAUACAAAGGUCGCCAUUAAAUCAUGACCAUAUUUCCCUAAAAUGUGGUCAUAACAAAGCUUUUAUUUUUUGAAGUACUUGAAAUGUCCCUUUUAUUUGUCUAUGGGGGACAUUAUUGCAUCCUUAUUCAUCCAUGCCUCGAUGUUAGUAUUGGACUUACACUUCACUUUCAGUUGCAUUGUUUUUUUCAUCACAUGAGAAGACAAACACUUGAGCUUAUAUGUAUAUAAUUUGAAAAUAUUUCAUUCAUUUUCAUAGCUCUUCUAGUUAUGAUUUAAACCAACAAAAGACAGGCAUAUAUUCCAACUCCGUCCAGGUGAGCACCAAAUUAACCGAACAUGAAAACCCCCAAUUUUAUUAAUUCUGCCUUUUGAUUGUACCACAUAGGGAGGAGUCCCAGGCAGAACUGCUGUAAUUUUGCCAAAUAAAAAAACCUUAAUCUGAAUGCACUUUUAUAAGCACUGCUGUUUAGUGGAAUGGAAAAAAUGAACUGUUAUCCAAUGAGAUUCCUUCAGAAUUGACCUGUGGUAAAUCCUUACAUCCAACACAAGAUGAAAAAGAAAAGCAUGGACAUUUUUAUUUUUUUAAUUUUACAACUGUCAGAUGAGAGCACAAAACCAAAAGCAUACCAAAGUUAGCUUUGGCCAUUGUAUCAAUUGUGUGCUUAUCAAAUUAACUGCUGUUAUUGUUUGUAUUUUUGUUGUUGGUUUUAUCUUUUGUCCAGUCACUUGCAAUGAAAGCCCUAUAACUACUUGUGUAAUCCUCUUGGCCAUUUUAAAACGUUUUGUAAGACCAAAUGUGAACAAUAAAAUAAGCUUCAGUGUGUAUUUAGAGAACCUGUUCUAGUGGCACAUUCUGUGUAAUGUUACAUUUUUCCUGUAUUGGGAAAAUACACUGACACUUGCAGCUACCUUGUGUGAUACAAAGAGGAAAUUUAAUUGUAAUAGUUAUUUAUUUUAAUCUUUACUUUGCCAGUCAUCAAUAAUGAAUAGGAGACAAUCAUCGGGAGAAUGCUUAUUUAAUGGCAAGUGAUUAAACAUUUUGCCCAAAGAUAAUUCCACUGCUGUUCACUCUAUGUAUUUCUCCUACUGCAAUGGGUACUUUUUGUAUUUCUCAUGGGGCAUAGACUUCUUUUCACUUGACUGUGAAUAUACAAGUAUCCUUAUUCCAAGAAGAACAUUGUUCCUAGAGGAGUGAGCAUCUUUGUAUAUCAGUGUUUCAUAUAAAAUGUCAAGAAAUAAUAAAUAUGUACCUGUAUUUGA
Clupea harengus (Atlantic herring) is the source of this 2732-nucleotide messenger RNA. RefSeq names its product inhibitor of growth family, member 5a (gene ing5a). NCBI's taxonomy places the organism in Eukaryota, Metazoa, Chordata, Actinopteri, Clupeiformes, Clupeidae. Gene Ontology annotation, cellular component: nucleus. Gene Ontology annotation, biological process: regulation of DNA-templated transcription; positive regulation of apoptotic signaling pathway. The record is from RefSeq and is a predicted model, not a curated record. Gene Ontology annotation, molecular function: chromatin binding.